This is a messenger RNA of Mytilus trossulus (common blue mussel), 1056 nucleotides long. RefSeq lists its product as uncharacterized. The coding region runs from base 92 to 526 and encodes 144 amino acids. Lineage: Eukaryota; Metazoa; Mollusca; Bivalvia; Mytilida; Mytilidae. The record is from RefSeq and is a predicted model, not a curated record. The transcript is spliced from 2 exons.
UAUGUGCUAUCUAUUAUAGUGGUUUCAAAGCUCAAGCGAUUUCGGUCGAAAACGAAAGUAGACAUUGAUAACUUUAUACUGCAUAUUCAGAAUGGGAAACACACCCUCCGAGGAUUAUGGCUCUCGUGGAACCAUUACUGAAAUGAGACCGUCUGAGUUACGAUUUACUCAUGAUAGUGUUAGCUGUAAUUUCCAGGACGGACAUUCAAUGGACGAAACAUUACGUAUGGUUUUAGACGGGUCUAUUCCGGUUUCAAGAAUCCCGCCACUUGUUGUUAUGCAAUAUCGAAGUUCGUGGUAUGUUGUCCGGGGUAACCGCAGGUUAUAUCUUUAUCAGUUAUUGGAAAGGAAUGGAAAGCUACAGUUUGUGAAAGUCCUACAACAGAACUUUGACAACAGCGUGUUUAAGAAACAGUUUACAUCCAAGAACAAUGGCCGAUCUAUUCGUCUUCGAGGAGAUCGAAAGAUGAAACGCAGAUUGAACGAAAUAAUAGGAGACAAUUCAGGAUUGUGUGUAGUUAUGUGAUUGGAACAAUAAUUAAGGCAAGAACAUUGUUUAGACAUACACAAAUUUGACAAUGACGUGUUUUCAGUUUUUGUCGAUUAAGAAUUGUUUAAUUAAUGAACCUUAGAAUGGAACGCACACCAAACGCUUUUUCUUGCAUAAUUAAAAAGAUGGAAGUUUUCUUCGACUGAAAUUGGUAACUGAUUCUGAUUUUAUAAUCGCACGAAUUAUUCAAACAUGGAUCAAUGUCCUUUAAAAUGUGAACGGUAUUCCGAUAAGAAGCAAUAAACAGAAAGUCAGAACAGAAAAUUGAUACAUGUGUGCGUGUUGACCGAUAAAAAAGACGUUGAAUGAGGCUCUUUACAAAUUGAUGAAACAGUUGAUUUAUGUACUUAAUGAUAUAAUUGGUUUUCAAUGAUGACCAAUGAAUCAUUUCAGCGAUUAAUCGGUUAAACAAGAUACAAAGAUAACCAUUUGUAAAGAAUGUUCAAAGAUAGAAUUUAUAAAAGUCGAAAGUGGUCCGAUGAAUUGAAAAUAAAAGUAAACAUUUG